GUUGGCACUUUUACCAUCUCCAAUUUGGGCAUGUUCGGCAUCAGUGCUUUCAGUGCCGUCAUUAGUCCCCCACAGGCCUGCAUUCUGGCCGUCGGCGGCACUCAGUUCCGCGUCUUGCCAAACGUUGAUGCGCCUGGAGGGUAAGCAUUAUACUAGCAUUUCGCCAUUGACCCAUCGGCAUAUGCAUGCAAUUUACAUUGGUCGAGAUUGA
Molecule: messenger RNA, 211 nt
Organism: Protopolystoma xenopodis
Lineage: Eukaryota; Metazoa; Platyhelminthes; Monogenea; Polystomatidea; Polystomatidae
Source: the annotation of a GenBank genome assembly